AUGGCGAGCGCCGCCGGGCGCCCUGCUUCUUCGGCCCUGUCGCCGGGCGGCGGGGCGGCGCCUGGGCGCGCGCGGCGCUCCUCCGAGGCGAAGCGCCCACGGCCGUCGACGAGCCCGCAGGAGGCUCCCGGCGCCUGCGGCUGGUCGGACAGCCGCCGCGUGGCCCUCAGCACCCCCUGCCCGGGCGAACGGCGGUGGGACGGCCCUGGCCAGGCCCUCGUGCAGGCCGAGACGCCUGGGGCCUGCUUGGACCGCGUGCUGCGCGGCCGCCUGCACCAGCUGGAGGGGCGCCUGUCUGGCCUGGAGCGGGCCCGCGAGGAUGGCCCAUUGUCCCGCACCGGCACCGCGCUCGAGGCACGCUUGGGAGGACUCGAGCGAGCCCUGAAGAGCAAGGCCGACGCGGAGGACCUGAGGGCGCUCGCGGGCAGCUUCUCCGGCGUCGAGGGGCACGUCAGACAGGCCCUCUCGCGUCGAGACGCAGGCGCUGAGCUGGUGGCGCGCGUGGAGGCCGAGCUGGGCUUGGUGGGCGGUCGGUUGGACGCGCUGGAAGCCCGGGGGCCCAGCGAGGAGGCUUUGGUCAAGCUGCAGGAUGCCAUGCUGACGGCGCAGGGGGAGCUGCGGAGCAUGCAGCGGGGCGAGCGGGAGCGCGCGAGCCGCGAGGACGUGCGCGCGUUGGCCGAGUCGGUGCGCGGGUUCGCGGCCCAGGUGACGGGCUUCGACCAGGCGCUGGGCGACAUACCCGAGCGCCUCUCGCAGCUGGGCGCCGAGGUUUCCAGGAUGGAGCAGCAGGUCCACGAGCGGCUGCAGGCCCUGGAGGAGGCCGUCCGCGGCGGGUGCGGCGCGGACCGCCUCGAGGAGCUCAGCGGCGGCCUGGCGGCGGUGCGCUCGCAGGUCCGCGAGCAGCUGCAGGCCCAUGAGGCACUGCGCGAGGCCUGCGAGGGGCUGCGGGCCCCAGGCACUGCGCGCGGCGGCGUGGAGGCUCGCAGGCGGCUCGAGGAGCUGGACGUCGACCUGGCGGAGCUGCGCCAGCAGGUCCGCGAGCGGCUGCAGGCCCUGGAGGAGGCCGUGCGCGGAGGCGACGGCCCUCGCGGCGAGGGCCGCCUCGAGGAGCUGAGCGGCGACCUGGCGGCGGUGCGCUCGCAGGUCGGGGCUGUGGAGCAGCUGCUGCACGAGUACCUGCGCAUGAACGUGACGGACCUCACCAUCGUCUUACCUACGGACCAGCUGACCGGGGUCGUGGAGAAGGUCCAGCAGCAGGUGGACGAGUGCGGGCGCGCCCUGGAUGAGAAGGCCUCCGAGGGCCUGGUGCGGCGGCUGAUCGACCAGGCCCUGGCGGAGCACCCUCCGGGCGGCCUGCAGCGGGGCGGCCUCACCGUGGAGGACCUGCGCGCCCGCGUGCUGGGGCUCGAGCGCGCCGCGGGGCGCGGGGCGGCCGUCGCCGACCUCGAGCGCGUGGUCGCGUCGAUCUCCCAGCUGGACAGCAGGGCCACCAGGGCGGACGAGGCGGCGCGGGCGGCCAGGGAGAGAGCGGACGAGCUCGCGGCUGCCGUUGGCGAGAUCGCGGGUCGCAUGCAGGAGCUGGGCGCCGCGACCUCCGACACCGGGGAGAGGGCCCGCGAGGCCAGCGAGGAGGCGGCGCGGGCCCGCGCGUGCGCGCACGAGCUGGAGCGGCUCCGCGCGGACGUGGAGGACCUCCGGGCCCAGGCCGCGGCCGCGGCGAAGGAGAGGCAGCAGGCGGGCCAGAUCCGCCAGGAGUCGCUCCUCGCCGCCGCGGAGAGGGCGGAGAAGGGGGCCGCCCUCGCCGGUGAGCGGGUGCAGAAGGUGGAGUCCACCGUCGCCAGCGUCUGCACGCAUCUGCACAGCAUUGAGCGGACUAUGGAGGACAAGGCGGGGCAGCUGAGCAACGUGCUCGCCUCGGUCCGGGCCGACCUGUCGCGUGUGGACCAGGCCGCGCAAGCCAGGCGGGGCGACGAUCCGUCGCUGCGGGCCACUGUGACCGCACUCCAGUCCGAGUUCCGCGAGGUGGCGCAAGUCGUCCGCGAGAAGGCUGGCCUCGGGACGAUGCAGGGCCUGCGGGGCACGAUGGCGAAUCUGCAGUCGCACGUCGCUGGCCUGGAGCGGACGCUGCAGGAGAAGGUCGACGCGCAGCAGGCGCAGCAGCUCGCGACGGACGUGUCUGGGCUGCAGGCCAAGGUGUCGAGGCUGGAGCAGGGCUGGAAGCAGAAGGCCGACAGCCGCGACGUGCAGCAGCUCCAAGACGCGGUGGCGCGCGGGCCCCGCGGCGGCGAGCGCGGGGGCGGCCAGCACCUGGACGGCGCGGUGUCGAACCUCCGCCAGCAGGUCGCGAACCUCGAGCAGGCGAUGCAGGCCCGCGCCGGGGCCGCGAGCGGCGCCGAGCAGGCGGGGGCCCAGGCGCAGGCCCAGCAGCAGCAGCUCACCGCUGCCGUGGCCUCCAUGGAGGGGCGGCUCGCAGACGUGGAGCGGGAGGUGCAGGCCAAGGCGCCCGCGGCGCAGCUGCAGCAUCUUCGUGGCGCCAUCGCGGCCGUGGAGAGGCGGGUAGUGGGCGUGGACCAGUCGCUGCAGGAGAAGGCCGACGCCGACCAGCUCGGCCAGCUGAAGAGCACCGCCGCCAGCCUGCAGUCGCAGGUCGCCAGCCUGGAGCAGCUGCUCGCAGAGAAGGCUGGCCCGGAAGCAAUCCAGCAGCUCAAGGGGUUAUUGGGCGGGCUUCAGGCGCAGGUCCAGGGCCUGGAGCAGUCCCUGCACGACAAGGCCAGCGCCAGCCAGCUCCAGCAGCUCCGGGGCGCCCUGUCCAAGGCCGAAGCGCGGACCGCCACGUUGGAGCAGGACCUGCAGACGAGGGCGCAGUCGAGCGCCCUGCAGCAGCUGAGGGAGGUGGUGUCGGCGCUGCAGUCUAAGCUCGGCUGCGUGCAGGAGCGCGUGGGCGCGGGGCCCGCGCUCCAGAGCCUGACGUGGGCCCAGCCCGCGGGCGGCCUCUCCAGGAUGUCCCCCUGGUACGGCACCACCUCGAUCCUGAUCGCGGCGCUCGCGAACAAGAAGUGCGCCCUGCCACUUCAGGUGAUCGAGAGCCUGGUCGCCCACUUUUACGCCUUCAUCUCCGACUCGCGGGUGCUGCCACUCGUGUGGCACCGCGCGCUGCUGAUAUUCGUGCAGCGCUACAAGUUCGAACUGAGCGACGACCAGAGGCGCAGGAUACGAGAGCUGAUCAAGGUGCAUUGCCACGACGCUGUCGGCCCCGAGGUCAGACGCGAGCUGCUUGCGCCCCGCCCAGGCGUCGCCCCGCCGGCGGCCGCAGGGGGGGGCCCGGCGCCGAUGGACACGAACUGA
Molecule: messenger RNA, 3345 nt
Organism: Prorocentrum cordatum
Lineage: Eukaryota; Dinophyceae; Prorocentrales; Prorocentraceae
Source: the annotation of a GenBank genome assembly